Messenger RNA from Symbiodinium sp. CCMP2592, 615 nucleotides. Lineage: Eukaryota; Dinophyceae; Suessiales; Symbiodiniaceae. The record is from the annotation of a GenBank genome assembly.
AUGCAAGCUGAUUCCGAGGUUCUGGCGCUCUGGCUUGGCACAGCGGAAGCUAGUCAAGAGCAGCCGACACCUCUGUCGGAGAAGUCGACAGCCCUCAAGAAGGUGACGCAGCUUCUGACAGAGCUCACGUCACAGCUCAAGGAGGACAAGGAGGCAGAUCAGAAGCAGUUCUCCGAGUAUGAGAAGUUGACGAAGGCAAGUAUUACCUCAGCCACUGCCACGGUGGAGCAAUGCACCACGCAAGUUGCUGAAUUGAAGGCAAGCAUCGUCACGGCGGAAGCCCUGCAGGCACUGGACAGAGAACUGGGGGGCUCCCAGUGUCUCCGUGAGUGCCUCGAAACUUCUGAGCCAUGGAGCGAGGCUGAAAAGAAGAGCCUCCUGGAAACAGCUGCUUCCAACCUGCUCCAGUCGCAGAAGGCAUCUUCUUUUGCUUUGAGGGGGGAGGCUCCAGACGAGCUCGUUUUCGAUUCGCCUGCUCGUUUGCUCGCAGGAGCUGGAGCUGGCGAAGCAGCAGCGGUUGACCGAGAAGGACGCGGGGAGGAGGUUCGGCCACCUUUGCUCCCAAUCUGGGCUGAACUGCAGGAGACCUUUGUGAAGAAUGCUGCGCAGCUGUGA